AGCGAGGGCACAAUUUGAUCAGAAGAACGCUUUUCAGUCAAAACACGAUGGAAUGGCUAUGCUAUGCCAUUAGUGAAGCAUCAAAAGUAAAGGGAAACUCAGUUAGAAGAUGGAAGUUACAAGACCACUUUACAAAAUUCUUUUGCUCGAGGAACUACAACAAGCAUGGACGAUAUAUUAGUAUCAUUAGCUUGCAAGGCAAGGCUAGAAACAAGAGAAGAUCAACCAUUAUUAUCCCAGAAAUGGCUUUUAACACGGGUUGGACAAACAUUGCAGUUAAGAUCUCAAAUUUCAUUAAAUGCAAGACCCAGAAGGCAGUUACAGUUACACCCAGAAAUACAGAAGAUCUUCCCUACUCAGAAACAAUCAGAAGAAAUAAAUGGACUACUAGAGAAAUGAAUGAAGCCUUUGUUCAGGAAAAAGAUGGUAUCAUCAGCAUCUCAGCACGUUUAUCGGCCCGAAGAUAUUGAACAGGAAAGUGGACGCCACAGUUUCUUGAUAAUUGGAUAUGGAGAUGAAGGCGGUAUACCAUACUACAUUGUGAAGAAUUGUUGGGGUUUUACGUGGGGCCUGAAUGGCUACGCUAGAGUUGCACGGAAUGUGAUUACUAAGUUUGUUACUCCGGGAUUCGUUCGCUGGAUGGAGAAUUAGGUGUCUUGACUUGGCAGAGUGGUGCAAUUAUCAAUGGGGUUGCGUGAGAACAUUCCAAUCUAUGUUUUUUGUAAGCGUUUUAACUAUGAGCAGUGAUCUGACUUUGGUUGCGUGAGAUCAUUCCAAUCUCUGUUUUUUGUAAGCAUUUUAACUACGAGCAGCGGUCUGACUUUGGUUGUGUGAGAACCUCUGUUUUUUGUUAAGUGUUUUAACUAUGAUCAGUGAUCUGCCUUCUUCAUUGAAGUGUCUGGUAACUUUUUACUAUUGCCAAACAGUUUUGGAACAAUCUGUAAUCCAGUUUGUGUUGAGAGCUAUUAGUCGUAAAAGUUUACUCCUA
Nicotiana tabacum (common tobacco) is the source of this 988-nucleotide messenger RNA. The record is from RefSeq and is a predicted model, not a curated record. NCBI's taxonomy places the organism in Eukaryota, Viridiplantae, Streptophyta, Magnoliopsida, Solanales, Solanaceae.